AUGAAGCCAGUGGAAGCUGAGGGCAGAAGUGGUGCGAAUCAGAGUACAACGCGUUGCUGCAGAAAGUCUGCUCAGAAAGAGCCCCUGGGAGAAAGGGAGCACGGGCCAGCAUUUGCGUUGGGGUUCAUCAUCUUCUACAUUUUCAUCAGGCAAAAGCGAGAUGAUGAAGGAACGUCAUCGUUUGGAAAGCAUUGCAAUAAGAUGCACGCGUUGUGCCACCACUGUGGCUCUAAGGCCAACCACCUUCAGAAGUCGACUUGGGGCAAAUGUGGCUACCCUGCCAAGAGCAAGAGAAAGUAUAACUGGAGCGCCAAGGCUAAAAGACGAAAUACCACCAGAACUGGUCAAAUGAGGCACCUAAAAAUUGUAUACCAUAGAUUCAGGCAUGGAUUCCGUGAAGGAACAACACCUAAACCCAAGAGGGCAGCUGUUGCAGCAUCCAGUUCAUCUUAAUGUCAACGAUUAGUC
Messenger RNA from Pongo pygmaeus (Bornean orangutan), 468 nucleotides. Its product is annotated as large ribosomal subunit protein eL37-like. Gene Ontology annotation, biological process: translation. Bases 1 to 453 code for a protein of 150 amino acids. The record is from RefSeq and is a predicted model, not a curated record. Gene Ontology annotation, molecular function: structural constituent of ribosome; RNA binding. The transcript has 2 exons. Gene Ontology annotation, cellular component: cytosolic large ribosomal subunit; ribosome. Lineage: Eukaryota; Metazoa; Chordata; Mammalia; Primates; Hominidae.